Cinara cedri is the source of this 183-nucleotide messenger RNA. NCBI's taxonomy places the organism in Eukaryota, Metazoa, Arthropoda, Insecta, Hemiptera, Aphididae. The record is from the annotation of a GenBank genome assembly.
AUGAUACAAUUUGCCGAUGACAUUGUGGUAAAAGCAGAGAGUAAAGGUGACAUACAGCGUGCAGUUGAAGAAAUAGAUGAAAUGCUAAACACAUCAGAAAUGAAAAUAAAUAGCGCAAAAACGAAGAUCUUAGUCUGCGCCAAAGACCCAAAAGUAAAAGCUGAUGUGUACAUAGGUAAUUAA